Molecule: messenger RNA, 550 nt
Organism: Camponotus floridanus (Florida carpenter ant)
Lineage: Eukaryota; Metazoa; Arthropoda; Insecta; Hymenoptera; Formicidae
Exons: 4
Coding region: 161-550 (129 amino acids)
Molecular function (GO): protein heterodimerization activity; DNA binding
Source: RefSeq, a predicted model, not a curated record
UUAUGCAUAAAAUUGGCGCCAACUCGACGACGCCUAUUAUGUUUAAUCACAGACUUCUAUAUAAUACACAUAUAGAAGUCUGUUUGUUUAAUAAACGUGUAUCUAAUAUUUUGAUUGAACUUGUUCGCAGUGUCUGAUAAAAUAAUCGCGAUAUCACAUAAUGGUUCGACGAAAAUCCGUACCCAGAACAUUUCCAUCUGAAGCGGAAGGAACAGAAAGAAACAGGACAAAUGUAAUAGUGAACAAACGCAAAAGGAAAAGCCGCGUACUGCAAGAAAUUAAGCAUCUAAGGAGGACUACGCACUUUCUUAUACCCAGACUGCCUUUCUCACGAUUAAUCAGACAAAUUAUGCUGGACUUAUUUCCAAGACAAGAAAUCAACAAGAUACAAGCUACUGCCUCGAAGCCUUACAAGAGGCAACAGAGAUGUACAUCGUACAAUCUUCGAAGAUGCAUUACUGUUGGCGUUGCACGCCAAACGGGUUACUCUUAUGCGACACGAUAUGGUUUUAAUGCGCAGAUUGAGAGGCCGCUCAGAUAUUAUCAAUAG